AAUUUCCGAUCCAACCUGCGGAGAUUUCCGAUCCAUGGACCAUGUUUGUGCUUUAAUAUUGUCUGCUGAAAUGACUCCACAACUGAUUCCCUGCCGGCUGCUCUGCUAACUGGCUGCAAAAUCAGGUGAGCAUUGAGCAGCACCGUGGCUAACGAACUUUUCAGUUCAGUUUCACCAAUAUGUCCAUCUAUGUGGACAUAUAUUUUGCACUAGAAACACCCAAAAGAAAGACAGCAACGUACAACGUUUGCAAAGUUGUUGUACCGAGGGGCGGAAGCUCCGUCGCGACCUACAGGUGGUAAUAAGUAGCGAUUAGCUCGAUGCUGACAUAAUAUUGAGAAUCCCAUUGACGGGCUAGCGCAUUAGCAUCGGUCGCGCUAUUAACUUUCACUCUCAAAUGAUAAACCCAAGCGGGACACCAUAACAGGUAAGUCAUACAGGUAAUUCACACACCAACAAUAUAUUACUCACAGACUUAUAUUACUUCUAGGUACAGCUGGAAGAAAAUGAACCGUGACUGAGCUUCCGCCCCUCGGGAUAUUUGAGAUUUGAAAAACCUUCGUUUCUGCUAAAAGAGCCAGUAUACUUAAUUUGGUCUGAUCAGAUCAAGCAGCCCCUUUUAUUUUAACUGACCUUAUACUUGCCUCAAGUUGCCUUUUGGGACAUACAUGCAUACAUUCGUACAUAUCAUACUUGCCUUGUCCUUAAAAAAGCAGAUUUACAUGUAACCAAUUAGAAAGACGGACCCAAGUCCUUAAAUUGCAAUUAUAAAUUAAAACAAAACAGUGAGGCUAUUCAGGCUAUUGAGGUUAUCCUCUGUGUUUGCAUGUGGUGUAAAGGUCCUUAUUCAUUGUUUUCAGAGUUGACUGGACCCUCUCUCAAAAGAAAUAAGUCUUAACAAGCAAGCCCAUACCAACACAGCUCCCUCUGGUUUGGUUUUUCCUUGGGGGCAGGAGAGGAAUGUGUGUAAACAUAAAAGACCUCAGUGACUUUACUAUGUUUAGCAGACUAACCAAAUUCAUGGGUACCUGACAAGGCCCCAAGGAAAGUCGCACAGAAUCCACCAAUGAAAGACAAACCCUCCCACCAGCUUCCACCAAUACUCCACUCUGAGCCUUGAUGUUUUUUUUUCCAGUUAGAACUUAGAGUAAGAAGACAUCAGAUGGCUGAAAUAUGUUCCUUUUAAAAUAUUUUCUUUGAAAAUGACAAAGCAAUGACUUUUCGUAUAUGGGAGACUGUGAAGGUAUGUAUGCUACGUAACUGAGUUUAGGUCUGGCCUUUUUUAGUGUCAUGUUAUGGUUCAGUUUUUCAGUCAGUUUUUCAGCUAGAAACUGUUUGGAUUUGCAUUUUGAUGAUCAUUGUUUGACUUGGAGGUUUUGCUCACUGCGUAUCGUUCACACUGACGUUCGUUGUUUGACUUGGAGGUGUUGCUGUGUGACUUUUCCAGCUGAUGAUCUUCGGCUUUUUUCUAUGUGUGGACGCCUUCCUCUACGUCUUCACCCUGCUGCCCCUCAGGGUGCUCCUGGCCUUGCUCCGCCUCCUCACCCUGCCGUGCUGUGGCUUCAGGGCACGCACAUGCCCCUACUGCAGAAGAAGCAGCGGGUCGCGGCUACUGCAGCCAGCACAGGUGUGUGACAUGCUGAAGGGCCUGAUCCUGGUGCUGUGCUUCUCCAUGAUGCAUUAUGUCGAUUACUCCAUGAUGUAUCACCUGAUCAGAGGACAGUCUGUCAUCAAACUCUACAUCAUCUACAACAUGUUGGAGGUGGCAGACCGCCUCUUCUCUUCCUUUGGUCAAGACAUCCUGGAUGCUCUCUACUGGACAGCCACAGAACCGAAAGAACGGAAAAGAGACAGUAUAGGGGUCAUCCCUCACUUCUUCAUGGCUGUCUUCUAUGUCUUCCUCCAUGCCAUCCUCAUCAUGGUCCAAGCCUCUACCCUCAAUGUUGCCUUCAACUCCCACAACAAGUCCCUGCUCACCAUCAUGAUGUCCAACAACUUUGUGGAGAUCAAAGGAAGUGUGUUCAAGAAAUUUGAAAAGAACAACUUAUUCCAAAUGUCCAACAGUGAUAUCAAAGAGCGGUUCACCAGCUACGUUCUCCUGCUCAUCGUCUGUCUCAGGAACAUGGAGCAGUUCUCAUGGAACCCAGACCACCUGUGGGUGCUGUUCCCUGACGUCUUCAUGGUCGUCACCUCUGAAAUUGCCGUUGACAUUAUUAAACACGCCUUCAUCACAAAGUUCAACGACAUCACUGCAGAUGUGUACAGUGAAUACAGAGCCAGUUUGGCCUUCGAUCUCGUCAGCAGUCGACAGAAAAAUGCUUGUACUGACUACAGUGACUCAGUGGCCCGGAGGAUGGGUUUCAUCCCUCUGCCUUUGGCUGUUCUGCUUAUCCGAGUGGUGAUGAGUUCGGUGAAGGUGCAAGGGGCACUGUCAUACACUUGUGUAUUCCUCUUUUAUCUCGGACUGGUUACACUGAAAGUGUUGAACAGUAUUGUGCUCCUGGGGAAGUCUUGUGUUUACGUAAAGAGGGCCAACAUGGAGGACAAACUGUUCGAGAGGCCCCCCACCACUCCAUCCUCCACUGCAAAGAGCCCCAGCAAAGCUGACCAGGCUAGAUGUCCCACACCUACAGGUGAAACAAACAUGGAGCAGAUCUCUGCCACACCCUGCAGGUCACCACCAUCCUCCUCCUACUCCUCCUCUGUCACCACCCAACCAACUCCAAGGACUGACUUGUUUCCUCCACCAUUCACUGAUGUCUCCCCUGCUGCACCAGCAAACCGUCCUCCAACUCCACCACCUGAACCUGAACAACCUGCAGCCUCAGUCUCCAAAGACGAGGAGGAGGCACAGGCAGCCUCUGAACUGAAGCACAGGACUCCCAAAAAAGACCUGCUGGAGAUCGACCGUUUCACAAUCUGUGGUAACCGCAUCGACUGACCUGCAGCAGCCGCUGAUGUAGCGAUUAACCACUCAGGAACGACGGAGAGCAAAGGUCUCUGAGCCUGGCUCUCCUGGCCAACAGCAGCAGAAAGCUGUGUAUUUAUUAAAGUCAGUGGCAAAACAGUAAGUUAUUGUGAACAUGGACACGGUGUGAGACGGUCCUGCUAUUGUCGAAGCCUAAAGUUGACAAGUUUGACAAAAGAAAACUUCAGCAGGCGUUUACAGCAGAAGAGAGAGACAGUGUGAGUGUGGCAGCCUGUUUGUCAGGAUGAACUGAUGUGUGUUAGUGUGUGUGUGGAGGUGUUUGUGGAGGUGUUAGGAUGGUUCAGUAUUUAGAGUGAAAAUGUGUGAUACAGUGUAUGUGUGAGCACGUAAGCACUUCCUGCAUGAGCAGCACUGGGACCAUAGAUGUUUCGCAGUUCGCUCAGCAGCCAGAAAACAGACAAACUUCCAAACUCGUACAUAAAAGGUGACACCUGAGUCGUUUUAAGUUGCAUCGCGUGUUUCCUUUUUCCUCUUAAGAACUCGAUAAAACAAGUGUUAGAGUUCUUUAUUUUAAAUAUUGGUUGUUCAUCUAACAUCAGCGCAAUUUACAAGCACUGUUCUAAUCAGACAAUUCAGCCAAUUAAUUUAGAUCUGGAAGUAAUUAAAAAGUGGAACAGCUUCUAAGAGUUUCCUUCAAUAAGGGACUUUAAGCCAGUGGCUCCCAGGGUCAGAUUGGAAAAGGAAAAUAAACAAAAUGAAUUUUCAGGCUGAAUUGGCCUCAAAUGGUAAACACACACAGCUGGUGAUGAGGGGCUUCAAACAGACAUUGGUUUGUUUCACGAGCCAAAAACGUUGGGAAACACUGCAGUCACACACUGUCAAUAUUAGAGUCUAUGCAUUGCUGCUUGUUCCAUUAACCGCUCAGUUCGAAUGAAGAUUAAAGUUUAUACCUCAGUGGGCCUAGUUUGCUUUGUAAAAUGAAGCAUCUUUUCAGUUUCCGUCAUCAUCUGACUAAGAACAGUGGCUUUUAAAGUACAGCUUUAAGCGCAGCUUUUCGUUUACACAGCCAGCAGAUAAAAGUCAUUUGCAGCCCACGCGGCGCCUUCAGCGACUAAGGGACCUUUCAUUAAAGGACCAGUCGGCGUACGACAUUAACAGAAGCUGCCGGUCAAAUGUUGGUAAAUUCUUACUGCUGACACUAAAUCUGCUGCUUCUACCAGCUGCUCGCAGACAGAUUUAAGAAAAAAGAAAAUUUGCAUUUAGCUCAUGAAGUACUGGAAAACAAUGAUAGAGGCUGACGAUAAUCUCCUUCUUGCUUAGGGUACAGUUUUCAAAUCACUUUUUAUAUAUGUAUUUGGUGACAAACCAUUAACUGAAAUUCAUCAUUUAAUAGCUCUACAAGGCAGAUAAUUGUAAGAUAAAGGUCAUCACCUUACAUUACUCAUCCUUUAAGAUAUAACGAGUGUGAUUUUGUUUGAGAAAUUGUAUUUAAUUUUCCAUUACUUUUGGUCUGGAGAAUGUUUGCACUGAUGGACCGUGAUGUCUUAAAUGUGACAGGUCACGUUUCUCAUUCGACUCUCAAGUAACGUUAUAAUGUUUACAUCUUAGAAAAAUAGAAGCAAUAUUUCCACAACAAAAUGCCUUUUUUUGCAUGUGUCUUUUACAUUUUGUCGACUGACCGUGUGAAGUUAUUUUUCUAUGGUUUGAACUUUUCUUUUAAAGCAAUGAAAAAUCUAUAAAGACAGUAUAUGACAAGCCAGUUAUAUAUCAUCAAGCUUUCACUUGUCACCCAUGUUUGUAACUGAGUGUAAACAAAAUAUAUUAUUCUUGACAGUAUAUAUCAGAGUUCUGAAAUAAAAGUCAGGCCAUAAAGUUCCUGCAGCCAUGCCAAAUAUUUCAGCUGUGUCUAAAAAUCAGUUCAUGAUGGUAUGUUAUGUAGCACCUUAUGGCUCCUGCCUCUGUACAGGAUUAUACUUUGCUUUUUUUACAGAAUUAAACAGACAAGUACAUUUGACUGAUAGAAGAUUACAGUUGAAAAUUAUUGCAGCUGUUUAAAACUAAACACCUAACGUUAAUUUUAAAACUACUUAGAAAUCAAUUCUCUUUGAGUUCUCUUCUGUCUUUCUGGUGCACUAUUACUCUCAGUUUAUUUGGGAAUUUAAAAGGUACAUUUCUGCCCUGUUAAUAAGUCAAACAUAGGACAAUAAUAUAUUUAAAGUUGUCAAAAUGUAAAGUUGAGCCUCAUAUUUUUACUUUAAGCAGAAGGAAGAUGCAUAUAAUGUUUACACAUAUCAGCAUUGAUUUAAUUCUGUUUAGGAGAAAAAAAGCUCUUUAUAAUGUUCAUUACCAUUGUAAUAAGGAAGAUAGUUCUAUUUUUGGAGCUGCCAGUUGUGAUAUGAUAAUUUAUUUUGCGCAUGAAAUCUGACUGUCCUCAGUCCUUCAUGUGGUCUUGUCUCCACUGGCCUGAGCUCAGCCUCGUUGUGGUCGCUCAGGUUCAAAGUCUCCACUGUGAGCUGGUUCAGCCUUACUGGUCCCAGUCUGUACCUGACUGAACCACAACUGGACCCCAGCUGAGCUCAACGGAGCCAGUGGAGAUGAGGCAAAAGUGUUCUUAUGCAAGCUGCGAAGGUCCAGUACACUGCCUGCUUUGUUUCAUCAGUUUGAUUCCUUAUUUAAUUCCUACCUUGAUAAUGUAUGAAAAUUCCCUCUUUUUGAUUAAUAAAAACUUGGU
Messenger RNA from Toxotes jaculatrix (banded archerfish), 5660 nucleotides. RefSeq names its product transmembrane anterior posterior transformation 1a (gene tapt1a). The coding region runs from base 1451 to 2941 and encodes 496 amino acids. Gene Ontology annotation, biological process: maintenance of protein localization in endoplasmic reticulum; positive regulation of cilium assembly. The record is from RefSeq and is a predicted model, not a curated record. Lineage: Eukaryota; Metazoa; Chordata; Actinopteri; Toxotidae. Gene Ontology annotation, cellular component: ciliary basal body; endoplasmic reticulum membrane. The transcript has 14 exons.